This is a messenger RNA of Pelobates cultripes (western spadefoot toad), 372 nucleotides long. NCBI's taxonomy places the organism in Eukaryota, Metazoa, Chordata, Amphibia, Anura, Pelobatidae. The record is from the annotation of a GenBank genome assembly.
AUGACUACACUGGAGGUCCGCCACAGACAAAGAAACCUGCGCAUCAGGGACAUCCAUGAAAUGGUUGAAAAUGCAGGGCUCCUACGGUGUGUUUACGAUAUGCUGAUUUCCAUGGGCAUUGACAGCAGUGGAGGCUCCCCACCGAUCACCUUGGCGUUCCGUGUGCGGAAAUCAGCUGCGGCACCAAGCGAAGCACCCAGGGACAUUAUAGAGGUGACCAGGGAUGUGUCAGUGAGGUCUGAUAUUAUGACACGAUCUCCAGAGAGAUGGAGUCAAUACCUUAUGAAGGCAACAGAGUGGAUAUAUGCCGAUGUCCCAUUCUCGGUCCUAACAGAAAGGAAAAUGUUGGCACCAAUAGCCAAAAGACUGUGA